GAAAACAGUUUCAAUAACUGCUUAAUCAUUUCUUGAUUUUAUUUACAGAGCCAUUCUGAGCCAUUUAUAUACUCGACAGUAUACUAACGAGAAGCUCUUUGCAAUUAACUGUUUAAAUGUUUUGGUUAAGUUGUCCAUUAAUACAUACUGACAGGAGCCAAGAGAAUCUUUUCAGAAACUGUAAAAAAAUCUGAAUUAACAAGAUUAGCUGAACUGUACGUCAUUGUAUGUAAACUACUAGUAUAUCCAGUGAACGAACUGACGUUGAACUCCAAACUCAGGCGCGUAGCAAUCCAAUUUUUUCGUGUUUACAAGCCCGAUAGGUUGCCAAGCUUUUUAUUUAGAUAGUAGCCUAUUGAGGACUUGCCCAACCUUUUCAGCAACAAUCAUGUGUAAGCCCGGGCUUUUUUUAUGGUAGCUACGCCCUGAAAAUGAAAUAAAAUGAGAAAAACAUUGACUUUACUUGAGAAUUCGGAUAUUUUGGUUUCAGGCUCUGAAGUCGAUUGAGCUGGAUGCCGAUUGAAUUGUGUCGCAAAUAUGUAGAAGUCAAAUUUCUUUUCCUUUCAAACUGCCGUACAUCACUGAAGUGCAAAGGGAAAUAUCCACACAUUAUUGCUGUUCAAAAGAAAUGUGCGCAAGAAUAUGGACUAGAAAUGUGUAUUUAUGUGUAAUAAUUCAGAAUAACUAACUUCUGAAAGAAAAUCUCUUGAUGAAAUAGGAACAUGAUCAUUGUCAGUGUUGUCUUUAGGAACACAAUAGUUCUUACCAGUACAACUUCCCCUCGUAGUAUUAUUGUAAUUACAGUUUUAUAUAACACACAAUAAUAAAAUAUCAUAGUUUACAUUGACUGCCAGGGCAAGAAUAAAGGGGAGAUCACUCUAAAAUGUUAUUAAAAAUAGAGGUCGCUUGCGUUUGACACCUAGCAGACGACAAGAAAUCUGUAGAAGCUGCAAGUAUCAGAUGUGGAAAAAGUUCAUUUUUGUAUCAUUUUGGAUAAAGAAUUUUGCCAAAAGAUUACAGAGUGCUGUUUUCAGACACAGAUGAACCUUACCCUUCCUAGUUUUGAAGCAACAUAUGGCAAGAUAUUCUACAGGCUACAUGGAAACUUGUAUGACUAUCCAAAUAAUGAACAGUAUGAACAUUUAAUACCAAUUCCAUGUCAACCUGUUCCAUACCAUCAACCACAGCAUUAUCCAAUCAAUAAUCAUAUGAAGAGGCAGAGGCAAUGCUCACAGCAGAAUGAAGGAAAUUCUGUUGAAGAGCCUUCAUCUCUUAAUCCUACACCAGCCAAAAGACAAAAGAGAUCAUGUUUCAUUGUGAAAGGAAAAGAAAUGAAGGCAUUCUUUGGCCUCAUAGCUGAUGAACUGAUACAAGACUUCCUUGAAAUGGAUAGCUGUAUGAGAAUUGCUGAUAAUUAUUUGAUUGCAAUGGUGUUUGCCUACUUCAAGAGAGCUGGCUACUCUCUGAGGGAGUACUCAAGAACUAAUUUCUUCAUAGCACUAUAUCUUGCAAAUGAUGUGGAAGAAGAUGAAGAGGAAAUAAAGUAUGAAAUCUUUCCAUGGGCUCUUGGCAAAAAAUGGAAAAAGAAAUACCCAGGAUUUUUAGCCAAGAGAGAUAAAUUACUUAAGAGGAUUGACUACAGAGCAAUCGUUAGCAGGCGUUGUUGUGAGGAGAUAAUGGCCAUUGAGGCACCGCACAUGGUUUGGAGUCGACAACGUCUCGCACAUCACGGUGGUGCAAUGAGGAGUUACAUGCUUGACUCAGAAGAUGAUAACUAUCCUCGUGGACCUGAUGCCACUCCAAGAAUAUGUAACCUGUGUGAUGCAACAGAUAGUCAGUAUGAUUCAGCUAGUCCCUCCAGUUAUUCCUGGUACAUUUCAUCAACAGACUCCUCUCCAGAAACCAACUGUAGCAGUGUACACUCCAGAUUUGACAUGAAAGGUCUGAAAAAGAAUCUCCCAGAACAGGGAACAGAUGAUGUGUGGCCAACAAUUGAAGAAUAACAACUAUUCUCAACAGUUUUGACUUAAUCAUUAAAUUGUGAUAAUGUUCUUCAAACUGUGAUAUCUUAAUUUAUGUAAAAUAUACACUGAAUUGUAAAACUACUUACCAUGUAGAAAGAAUUCAUCAAAUGGUAACAGUGAGUGCUUUUUUGUUAUUUUGCUUUUUGGUUUUCAUGCCAUAAAUGGGAAAUAAAUGCCUCCAAAUGGUU
Molecule: messenger RNA, 2212 nt
Organism: Haliotis rubra (blacklip abalone)
Lineage: Eukaryota; Metazoa; Mollusca; Gastropoda; Lepetellida; Haliotidae
Product: speedy protein A-like
Exons: 7
Coding region: 1041-2003 (320 amino acids)
Biological process (GO): positive regulation of cyclin-dependent protein serine/threonine kinase activity
Molecular function (GO): protein kinase binding
Source: RefSeq, a predicted model, not a curated record